Messenger RNA from Carcharodon carcharias (great white shark), 1177 nucleotides. Its product is annotated as osteoclast-associated immunoglobulin-like receptor. The transcript has 5 exons. NCBI's taxonomy places the organism in Eukaryota, Metazoa, Chordata, Chondrichthyes, Lamniformes, Lamnidae. Bases 1 to 1080 code for a protein of 359 amino acids. The record is from RefSeq and is a predicted model, not a curated record.
AUGAACUCCGGUGGCCUAUUCAACUUCUAUCGCGAUGGUGAAACAAGGCGAACAAUAAAUGUAUCCGGCUCUGUGCCGUCGGCCUCCUUCAUCGUCAAUGACUUGAUCAGUGCCGGAAAUUGGAGCUUCAACUGUGACUAUGCCAGGACAGUAAAGCAGACGAACUAUUACUCACCCCGCAGUGAAACAGUGCAGGUCAUUGUGACAGCAUUGCCUUCGAUCGCCAGCCCGAACUUGAGUCCCAAGACCUUGACUCAGCCCCUCUCCCUUUCAAGCGUUCAUAGACCGAAGCAGAAUGGUCAAGAACUCAGUGUCAUGUUUGACGCAGAGACAAGAUUUCGAAAACAUUACAUUUCAUUCAUGCCCGUGAUCAUGGCAUCGCUGCCUGGGACAAAGGAACUCCCCAGGGCCACAAUUUCUGUCGAACCGCCUUCUGGCGUGGUCAGAAGUGGGAGGCCCAUUCGACUGACCUGCACAGGAGCCAUUCUGAACUCCGGUGGCCUAUUCAACUUCUAUCGCGAUGGUGAAACAAGGCGAACAAUAAAUGUAUCCGGCUCUGUGCCGUCGGCCUCCUUCAUCGUCAAUGACUUGAUCAGUGCCGGAAAUUGGAGCUUCAACUGUGACUAUGCCAGGACAGUAAAGCAGACGAACUAUUACUCACCCCGCAGUGAAACAGUGCAGGUCAUUGUGACAGAGGAACUCCCCAGGGCCGCAAUUACUGUCGAACCGCCUUCUGGCGUGGUCAGAAGUGGGAGGCCCAUUCGACUGACCUGCACAGGCGCCAUUAUGAACUCCGGUGGCCUAUUCAACUUCUAUCGCGAUGGUGAAACAAGGCGAACAAUAAAUGUAUCCGGCUCUGUGCCGUCGGCCUCCUUCAUCGUCAAUGACUUGAUCAGUGCCGGAAAUUGGAGCUUCAACUGUGACUAUGCCAGGACAGUAAAGCAGACGAACUAUUACUCACCCCGCAGUGAAACAGUGCAGGUCAUUGUGACAGAUUUUAAUGGAACAUCCAAUUCAUUCCAAAAUCGUUUGGGUCUUGUCACUUUUGUCCUGCUGGGAUUGUGUCUGUCCUGGGAGUAGAGUGAAAUCCAAUCAAGGGAAAGAAAUGUUGCAACUGUGUGACUCAAAGUUUAUCACUCCAACGUUUCACAUUGAAAUAAAAUCAAUUAUGAAUCUA